AUGCAUCAGCCGAUUGUCUUGCGAUUCAACAUUUGUUCACAAACGGAUACCCAACUUUAUUAUCGUCAUCAUUAUCCAGAUUCAUCACCGUCUCCUCAACAUUAUGCCCCAUCACCACUGGCACCACCCCUCACUUCAUUACCAUUAGUAGACAACGACUAUGAAAUGAUUUCUGAUGAUGAAAAUAAUAACAGCACAACAGAACAACAACGUACAAAUGAAGGGCCAACAUGUUUAAGGAUGAUUCUCAAACGUCCAGAACUUUGGAAACAAGCAGAAGAUUCUGAAGAAGAAGAACAAACACCGCCACCAAAAAAAUCUCGACGACCGAUUUCGAUCGAAGAAUAUAGACAACGACGGGCAGUAAUAACAGUAACAUCAAUGCCGUCUCUCGCUCCCGUUUCGUUAUCACCAAAGCUUUUACAACAGGAAUACGAAGAAUCCCAACCGUUAAAAGCAGUAGAACAACUCACAUUGCCUGAAUUAGUCGUUAAUGCCUCCCCCGUUUCCGUGCUUUCGUCCUCACCGUUGCCACCCACUUCGAAUCAACAACUAAUCCCGGUUGAAACACCACUGUGUGCUCCAACUUCAGUUCGACGCAACCCUCGUUCAAAAGCCAAGAAACAAAGAGACAAUAUCAAAAAAAGAGACAAACUACGACGAAAACAUUAUCAAAUUGAAGUCGUACGACGAAACAUUCACCAAUAUUUUACUCAUACACGUGUGAAAAAUCUUCUGCAUCAAGUCAACAUUCACAACAAAAACGUUUUGAUUAAUAAGAACGGAAGAAACAACAAUAUAUCUCUUUACAUCGGUCUACCAAAUCUCGAAGCUCAGCAACAUGCCGAACAAACUUUAACUCCAUGGUGGCUUUCACGGCAACAUUAUCUGCAUCUUAUUUCAUGUCGUUAUCCAUGA
Didymodactylos carnosus is the source of this 918-nucleotide messenger RNA. NCBI's taxonomy places the organism in Eukaryota, Metazoa, Rotifera, Eurotatoria, Philodinida, Philodinidae. The record is from the annotation of a GenBank genome assembly.